AUCGGGACUUCAUUGUUGCCAUUUCCGCGGCCUGGCAAGCACAAGUUUCCCUAAAACGCUCCGGCCGGAGAGAUUGCACAGGUGAAAUAGUGGGAAAGUGAUCAAUAUACCGACGGCAUGGAGUGCGGACGGUCGUAGGAGCCUCUGGACGAGAAAAUCGAGAGCGUCGGAAAAAAAAUACAGUGUGUGCCUACUGUGCUCUAUAGCAAUGUACUGUUGUGCCGCUCGCAACCUCUCGCACCCCCCCGAUCUAGAGGCCUUGGGAUAGCAACAUGCACACAUUGCUAGGGAGGUGUGCCCGAUUCGAGAUUGUUGUUAACCCGGCCGACUUGAUUUUCGCGGAUGGUUUUUCACGACGCGAGCGGACAUUUUACAUUCAUUUAUCGGUUCUGCGUAUAGGAUUUAUUUAAAAUAUGAAAUAAUGUACUGGCCACAAUGGAUCGGCGCGGCAAUAGUUUUCCACGUGUGUGUGAGCGUGUCACCACCCCCGUCCGACGAUAACAAUGUUCUGCACAUUGGCGGCAUCUUCCCCAUCAAUGGCAAGGGCGGCUGGCAGGGCGGCCAGGCUUGCAUGCCGGCCGCCAAUCUGGCCCUGGAGGACGUCAACCGCCGGAAGGACCUUCUGCCAGGAUAUGCGCUCAAGCUGCACAGCAACGACAGCGAGUGCGAGCCCGGGUUGGCUGCCAGCGUCAUGUAUAAUCUGCUUUACAACAAGCCCCAGAAGCUGAUGUUACUUGCCGGAUGCAGCACUGUCUGUACCACGGUGGCUGAAGCGGCGAAAAUGUGGAACUUGAUAGUGCUGUGUUACGGUGCGAGUUCUCCAGCCCUCUCCGACCGAAACCGCUUCCCGACCCUCUUUCGCACGCACCCUUCGGCCACAGUGCACAACCCCACCAGGAUCAAGCUGAUGAAGAAAUUCGGGUGGUCGAGGGUUGCGAUUUUGCAGCAAGCCGAAGAAGUGUUUAUCUCGACGGUGGAGGAUUUGGAAACCAGGUGCAUGGAGGCGAACAUCGAGAUCGUGACGAGACAGUCGUUUCUGAGUGAUCCCACUGAUGCGGUGAAAAAUCUCAAACGGCAGGAUGCUAGGGUUAUUGUGGGCUUGUUCUAUGUGGUGGCUGCCAGGAGGGUGCUCUGUGAGCUGUACAAGCAGAAGUUGUACGGGAAGUCCUACACGUGGUUUUUUAUCGGUUGGUAUGAGGACAAUUGGUUUGAGGUGAACCUGGAGGAGGAAAACAUCGAAUGUAGCUUGGAGCAGAUGCGGGAAGCUGCAGAGGGUCAUCUGACCACGGAAGCGCUUAUGUGGAACCAGAAUCUCAACGAAAGGACCAUUUCGGGGAUGACCUCGGAGGACUUCCGGCUGCGCCUGAAUCAAGUCCUGCGGAAAGAAGGAUACAAGAUCGAUAACCAGCGUUAUCCUGAAGGAUAUCAGGAGGCUCCUCUGGCCUACGAUGCCGUCUGGUCGGUCGCUUUAGGUAUUUUUCCUUUUUUUUUGGUUGAUUUUGUACGAUUUGCCUCCGCAGCGUUUAAUAAAACCAUGGACCGUCUGCACAAAUAUGGCAAAAGCUUGAAGGAAUUUAAUUACAAUAAUAAGGAAAUAGCCGACGAUAUUUACUCAGCCAUCAACUCGACUCAAUUCUUGGGAAUUUCCGGUUACGUAGCGUUCAGCUCACAGGGCGACCGAAUCGCCCUGACUCAAAUCGAGCAAGUUAUAAAUGGUAACUAUGUGGUGCUGGGUUAUUACGACACACAAGCGGAUAAUCUUACUUGGUUCGAUCGAGAGGUCUGGCAUGGUGGAAAAGUGCCUCAAGACAGAACAAUCAUACGAAAUGUAUUACGGACCGUUACCUUGCCACUUUUUAUUUGCAUGUGUGUUAUUUCCAGUGUGGGCAUAGUCAUAGCGAUCGCUUUGGUCGUUUUCAACAUAUGGAACAACCACAGAAGAGUAAUCCAGUCUUCUCACCCCGUGUGCAACACUAUAAUGCUUUUCGGAAUUGUCGUAUGCUUAACGGCCGUUUUCCUCCUCGGCCUCGACGGCAGAUUCGUGUCCCCAGGUGCCUACCCCGCCAUUUGCCAGACCCGAGCGUGGCUCCUCUCCACCGGCUUCACGCUCUCCUUCGGCGCGAUGUUUAGCAAAGUGUGGCGAGUUCAUCGGCUCACCACCAAAGCCAAAAGCGACCCCAAAGUCAGGACGAAAAAGGUGGAGCCAUGGAAGCUGUACUCGAUGGUCUCCGGCCUACUGGUGGUUGAUUUUGUGAUAAUGGUCGCCUGGCAGCUGCACGAUCCUCUGCAGAGACGCAUCGAACAAUUUCCGCUGGAAGACCCCGAGUCGUCAAGCGACGACUCCAAGAUACGCCCGGAGCUGGAGCACUGUGAGAGUCACCACAACAACGUCUGGUUGUCCGUUAUUUACGCUUACAAAGGCUUGGUUUUGAUUUUUGGUUUGUUCCUCGCUUAUGAGACACGGUCUGUGAAAGUGAAGCAGAUCAAUGAUUCGCGUUACGUAGGAAUGAGUAUCUACAAUGUGGUGAUACUUUGUUUGAUCACUGCACCAGUGACUAUGGUCAUAGCGAGUCAGCAAGACGCCAGUUUUGCCUUCGUUGCGCUGGCGAUAGUGUUCUGUUGUUUUCUCAGUAUGGCGCUUAUUUUCGUGCCUAAGUUCUAUCAGGUGAUUGAAGUAAUACGACACCCUAAGGAUAAGGCUGAAAGCAAGUACAAUCCAGACGCUGGAAUUUCCAAAGAAGAUGAAGAGCGUUACCAGAAACUUUUGAACGAGAAUGAAGACUUGCAACGACUCAUUUCUCAGAAGGAGGAGAAGAUUAAGCUGUUGAAAGAGAAAUUGGCCGAGAAGGAGGCCAAGAGUGGUGUGCCGCCUUCGACGUUGACCCAAGGUAAAGAGACGCUUAUUGUAGCGGACUUCAUUACAGACGCCGGCACCUCCGACUCAGCCUUCGGGGGCGGCAUUUCAAUCUAUACUCGCUCGUCAAGAUGCAGUCAAUCAGAUAUCGAAUUUAGCGAAAGCUAUCUAUGAAAACAAACGAUAUGUGCCUACCCUGUUAAAUUGUUAAAAAUAACACUUAAAAAAAACAACUAAAAAAAUAAAAAAAACACUACCUUUUUAGUUUUCAACUGGACGUAAAAUCAAAAUCGGAGAACGAAGCUAUUUUUAUAAGUUUAGGACGACUGUUUUAUCCGACAAUAACUCUGGCUAAAAAUGAAACUAAACCAAUUCGUUAAAAAAAUUAGACAAUCCAACGCUUGCUACAAAACCGCACAUAGUCCUGUAACCGAGUCAAUUAUCUACCAAUUCGCUUCUGAUCGACUGCACGCUUAUCUCGUAGUCCUAGUCACGUAGUCCAAUCUCGUUAUAACAUAAAGAGUGAAAGAAAAAUGUCUUUUUCUCCCAAAAUCCCCAAUUUUAUGUUGUAACGAGAUGUGUGGUAGUGUUUGCUGCAAAUUUUGGGAGUGAGAUAUUUUUCUUUUCCUACAGAUACUAAAGACGAGCGCAUUUAGUCUUCGACUUGUGAGACGGCACGUACAAUAGGUAGGUACACCAGAGAGGGUUUUAUCGAAAAAUACGAAAUCGAGCCACUUUUGGUGGCUUGUGACUGGUUCUAGCGCUCGACAGAGCCCUCUCUCCCGUUUAUUUCGGUUAAUUGUUAAGACAAUAUAAAAUUGUGUAAAAAAGUGAUACACAAACUGUCGCGCGACAGGUUUUUUAAGUCAAUUCACACGAAUCUUUAGUCAGGGAUUUUCGUUACUAGUAUUCAUUUUUGGUGUUUUUUCUUUGACUGUUCGUCAACACGAUUGUGAGCUAAGAGUGCUUAGCAACUUGUUACCUUAUAGUGAGAAAAUCGCUCAAUGUGUUUAUUCUUAGUGAUAAAUUUAGGGGUUCGGUUCGGUUUGGUUCGGUUGCUCAACAGAACGUUCCAAGCGACUGCUUUUUAAAUGUUCUCUAGGUAAAAUGGAGUUCAUAAUAGGGCGUUUUUGGUACAGAGCUUUAUUAUGAUUACGACACUUUAAUAAAUUCUAAAUGUUGUGAUAGAAAGUUAGUGAUAAAUGAGACGCGGUGCUUGGAAAUCGCUGAUUGACGAGAAAUUUCAGUUUGUUGCCAUCCCAGGAUGGUGUUGUGUUAGUGAGUGGGAUAAUAAUUUGGUAGUUAGUUUUGUAGUUAAUGUUAUAACGAGAUGGACGGUUAAAACGAUUCUAAAGAGGUUGUACUGACGACAAACAAUGAAUUCAUGUUAUUGGCACGUUGCAGCGUUUGCAACAUAUCAACUUUUGGUUCAACUGACGCUGGAAUUGCCAAAUUCUGUUCCCGGAGCUCUGAUUCAGUUGAAUUGUUACGCCAAUAGUUGUGACCCUAUAUUAAUGUCUAGCAAUAUUAUUACGUGUUAGUUGUUAAAAUGCUCUAAGUAUGUUAUUUGCUACUUGAUUUUAUUACACGUUGUCUUGUUUAGUUCCGACGAUGAGGCAAAUCGUUAAAGCAACUUCCAGUUUCACGUUCUAGGCUAGGUACACACUCUACACAAGAUACAAUAAUGUCUCACAUUUGAAAGUUGUUUUAAUGAAGUUGAACGCACGAUUUUUGCAGUCGUACGUUGCUGGAGGAAGAAAGUGUUGAGAAACGGUCAUACCCCAUUACGGCUCAAAAUGGGGUAUGACUGGGUUAGUCUAUAAGGCACUUUAUGUUAGUUGAAUGACAAACUGUUUAUUGAAACUAUUAUGUAAGUACAUAAGAUGAAUAAGUAUUGAAUAGUACCUAUACAUUGCAGUUUUACUGUCGAAAUAUGUGUUCAAAAACCCAAUCAGCUACCUAAUCUUAUGUCAAAUUAAAAUUUAAGUGUAACGUUGCGUUCUUUCUCUCCCUUUACCCCAAUUUCAUGAAUUUUGCUUCAAUUUUAACAUCGGAUGAGACUACGGAGGACUAUAACUUAGGAAGCGAAACGAGGUAGGUACAAAAUUGUACCCAAAGUGAUAGUACGGCAGAGUAAAAAUGGGGGCGCUUAGGCGCCAAAUCGUUUUAAUUAAUUUAAAAAAUGCAGAAAUGUUAAAUUUUGCACUCUUAACAGCUUGAGAAAAAUUGACCACUGAAAUUUUUAUAAAAAACGUGAGAAAAAAAAUAUUUAAAACUGAAAAUUCGCCCUUGGAUUCGUAUUUUUCAAAACGCUGCGACUACGGUUAAAGAUACAGGAAAAACGUUUGGAAGAAAGUUGUAGAGAAUUAAAUUUUCUAUAAAAAAGUCUGCGACACCAUAUGUCCAUUGUCAACGGUUUAGGCCCUAAAGACACCGAGGCGCCCGAUUUGUUCAUUUUACCGGUGUUUAACUAACUGAAAGUUAAUUCAUGCCUAAACCGUUGAAGAUGGAAAUAUGGUGUCGCGGACUUUUUUGUAGAAAAUUUAAUUCUCUACAACUUUGUUUUUUGCAACUUUUUUGUAUCUUCAACCGUAUUCCCAGCGUUUUGGUAAAUAUGCGACGGUGCGCAAAAAAUCAUCAAUUUGCGUUCUACCUUAUAUUUUUGCAAAUGCUGCGAAUACGGUUGAAGAUACAAAAAAAGUGUGAGGAACAAAGUGGUAGAGAAUUAAAUUUUCUACAAAAAAGUCUGCGACAUUAUAUUCCUAUCUUCAACGGUUUAGGUGCAAAUUAACUCGAACACCAGCAAAAUCCGUCGCUUAAGCAUAUUUGAAUGACUUUAGGGCCUAAAUGGUUUACGAUAAUAAUAUGAUUUUGCGAAAUUUUUGUAGUAAAUUUAAUUCUCUACAACUUUGUUCCUUACAGUUUUUUUGUAUCUUCAACCGUAUUCCCAGCGUUUUGGUAAAUAUGCGACCGUGCGCAAAAAUCAUCAUUUUGCGUUCCACCUAAUAUUUUUGUUGUGAGGCGGCGCUUAAAAUAGGUAGGUACACCAGAGAGGGUUUUAUCGAAAAAUACGAAAUCGAGCCACUUUUGGUGGCUUGUGACUGGUUCUAGCGCUCGACAGAGCCCUCUCUCCCGUUUAUUUCGGUUAAUUGUUAAGACAAUAUAAAAUUGUGUAAAAAAGUGAUACACAAACUGUCGCGCGACAGGUUUUUUAAGUCAAUUCACACGAAUCUUUAGUCAGGGAUUUUCGUUACUAGUAUUCAUUUUUGGUGUUUUUUCUUUGACUGUUCGUCAACACGAUUGUGAGCUAAGAGUGCUUAGCAACUUGUUACCUUAUAGUGAGAAAAUCGCUCAAUGUGUUUAUUCUUAGUGAUAAAUUUAGGGGUUCGGUUCGGUUUGGUUCGGUUGCUCAACAGAACGUUCCAAGCGACUGCUUUUUAAAUGUUCUCUAGGUAAAAUGGAGUUCAUAAUAGGGCGUUUUUGGUACAGAGCUUUAUUAUGAUUACGACACUUUAAUAAAUUCUAAAUGUUGUGAUAGAAAGUUAGUGAUAAAUGAGACGCGGUGCUUGGAAAUCACUGAUUGACGAGAAAUUUCAGUUUGUUGCCAUCCCAGGAUGGUGUUGUGUUAGUGAGUGGGAUAAUAAUUUGGUAGUUAGUUUUGUAGUUAAUGUUAUAACGAGAUGGACGGUUAAAACGAUUCUAAAGAGGUUGUACUGACGACAAACAAUGAAUUCAUGUUAUUGGCACGUUGCAGCGUUUGCAACAUAUCAACUUUUGGUUCAACUGACGCUGGAAUUGCCAAAUUCUGUUCCCGGAGCUCUGAUUCAGUUGAAUUGUUACGCCAAUAGUUGUGACCCUAUAUUAAUGUCUAGCAAUAUUAUUACGUGUUAGUUGUUAAAAUGCUCUAAGUAUGUUAUUUGCUACUUGAUUUUAUUACACGUUGUCUUGUUUAGUUCCGACGAUGAGGCAAAUCGUUAAAGCAACUUCCAGUUUCACGUUCUAGGCUAGGUACACACUCUACACAAGAUACAAUAAUGUCUCACAUUUGAAAGUUGUUUUAAUGAAGUUGAACGCACGAUUUUUGCAGUCGUACGUUGCUGGAGGAAGAAAGUGUUGAGAAACGGUCAUACCCCAUUACGGCUCAAAAUGGGGUAUGACUGGGUUUAGUCUAUAAGGCACUUUAUGUUAGUUGAAUGACAAACUGUUUAUUGAAACUAUUAUGUAAGUACAUAAGAUGAAUAAGUAUUGAAUAGUACCUAUACAUUGCAGUUUUACUGUCGAAAUAUGUGUUCAAAAACCCAAUCAGCUACCUAAUCUUAUGUCAAAUUAAAAUUUAAGUGUAA
This is a messenger RNA of Tribolium castaneum (red flour beetle), 7197 nucleotides long. RefSeq names its product metabotropic GABA-B receptor subtype 1 (gene GABA-B-R1). Gene Ontology annotation, biological process: G protein-coupled receptor signaling pathway; gamma-aminobutyric acid signaling pathway. The coding region runs from base 422 to 3028 and encodes 868 amino acids. The record is from RefSeq and is a predicted model, not a curated record. The transcript has 12 exons. Gene Ontology annotation, molecular function: G protein-coupled GABA receptor activity. Gene Ontology annotation, cellular component: membrane; G protein-coupled receptor heterodimeric complex. Lineage: Eukaryota; Metazoa; Arthropoda; Insecta; Coleoptera; Tenebrionidae.